Molecule: messenger RNA, 1013 nt
Organism: Aspergillus pseudotamarii
Lineage: Eukaryota; Fungi; Ascomycota; Eurotiomycetes; Eurotiales; Aspergillaceae
Product: trafficking protein particle complex subunit
Exons: 4
Coding region: 246-803 (185 amino acids)
Biological process (GO): endoplasmic reticulum to Golgi vesicle-mediated transport; regulation of GTPase activity
Cellular component (GO): TRAPP complex; cis-Golgi network; trans-Golgi network
Source: RefSeq, a predicted model, not a curated record
ACUAUUUAGUCAACGGAGAUCAGCCACCGCAUGAGGUAACAACUAACCAUCCCUUCCGUCACCCAUUCUCCGUCACGCAGUGGUGGAAUUAAGUCAGAAUUCUCCUAUGAUCUUAUGGAGGGGUAUGGGAUACGACGGCUAAUUCCUAAAGAUAACCGCUGUUACUGCGCUCCAACCAGCUGCGGACCCAUCUCGGGGGCCAUCUUCAUUUCACAAGGGUCAACAACGAACAAAGUUCAACCGUGAUGUCGUUCGAUACUCCAGCUUCGGCUGAGCCACAAGCACGGGCUUUAAGCGCUUCAUGUCUUGAUUUUCUCCUAAUCGAGCUAGUACCUAUGGCAGAACGCCUGGCGAAGGAACUUUCAACUGACGAUACAAUUCCCGAUGAUGAUGAGAUUAGGGAAACGACAUUUUUCCGCCUCGAAUCUCUUGGAUACAGAGUUGGACAAGGCCUCGCAGAAAGAUUCUCUCGAGACCGCCCUAGAUUCUCGGAUAAUCUCGAUGUUAUUAAGUUUUUGUGCAAAGACUUAUGGACGAUCCUUUUCAAGAAGCAGGUCGAUAAUUUGAAGACCAAUCAUCGGGGGGUAUAUGUUCUGACCGAUAAUUCAUUCCGGCCAUUCGCAAGGAUGAGCAUGUCUGUGAGAAGCGAGGCGGUGUCCAUGGCUCAGGCGUAUUUAUGGUUCCCGUGUGGUGUCAUUCGCGGCGCUUUAUCAAACCUGGGGAUCAAUACUACUGUUCAGGCCGAGACGGGUGAGCUUCCGGGAGCAACAUUUCAGAUCAAAACAGUCCAACCCAAAUCAUGAAUGGAGUGCGAACAGCUGGCCUGUACGUAAUGAAAUGUCCAUUCUCGCAGCGGAGAUAGCCUUGGGACAGUACAGCAAAAGGGCCUGAAAACCGAGCCCAGCAUCAGAUAGACUGGGUAACCGAAUCGGCUAAUGCUCUACAAUCGGGUCACAGACCACUCUUCCUGCUCUUACAGUACAUAGAGAUGAGUUCGUGCAGGUAUGAGUACA